This is a messenger RNA of Gigantopelta aegis, 2285 nucleotides long. RefSeq names its product protein BUD31 homolog. The coding region runs from base 88 to 522 and encodes 144 amino acids. Gene Ontology annotation, cellular component: nucleus; spliceosomal complex. Gene Ontology annotation, biological process: mRNA splicing, via spliceosome. The record is from RefSeq and is a predicted model, not a curated record. NCBI's taxonomy places the organism in Eukaryota, Metazoa, Mollusca, Gastropoda, Neomphalida, Peltospiridae. The transcript has 4 exons.
CUUGUUUACGGGAGUUCCGGUAAAAUCUUACAACUUGGACAAGAAAUUGUUUAUGUUGACCGAAUUUGUAAUUUAAUUUACUAAAUCAUGCCAAAAGUAAAGAGAAGUAGAAAACCACCACCAGAUGGCUGGGAACUGAUAGAACCUACAGUUGAUGAAUUGGAUCAAAAAAUGCGAGAAGCGGAGACUGAACCACAUGAAGGAAAGAGGAAAGUUGAGGCGAUGUGGCCUAUAUUCCGUCUGCACCAUCAAAAAUCAAGAUACAUAUUUGAUCUGUUUUACAGAAGGAAAGCAAUUAGCAGAGAGCUCUAUGAAUAUUGCUUGAAGGAGAAUAUUGCAGAUAAAAACUUAAUAGCCAAGUGGAAGAAGCCAGGUUAUGAAAAUUUAUGCUGCCUACGUUGUAUACAGACACGAGACACAAACUUUGGAACUAACUGUAUUUGCCGAGUACCAAAAAGUAAACUGGAAACUGGAAAGAUUGUCGAGUGUAUUCACUGUGGAUGUCGAGGGUGUUCAGGUUGAGACAUUUGGAGCACACAAGUGAUGAAAUAUGUAACAAAAGUGACCACGCUACGACUUGAUGUUCGGAUGUGUGGAAAUCGGCCUGAAGAUUGAAAAACACACUUGUAAUAUGUUUUAAAGUGAACAUGUCAAAUAGAUUUAACAUAUUAUUAUCUGGAUGUGGUAACUCAAAGUUCUUUUCAACUGUAUCAAAAACAUUUUUAACUAGUAGAAUUUCGGUUGUUGUAAAUUUGUUCUGUUUAACUGUGAAUGUGUUAUGACACGAAAAGAAUAAAGCAUAGAUGCCUUGUAAUAUUUUAUUCACCACUAUAUUGAUGAAAGCGCAGGUGUGUCAGAGAAUCAUGGAUCUGCAACAUGAGUUACAAUAAUUGCAGCUUUCAGUCAACAGAGGCUGUAAGUCAAUUUGUGUUGGAUGUUGAAAGAAACAUGUCCAUCCCCCAAAUUGUUUAUAUGUAAAAGGUCAUUGAAAUAAUGUUUUCACAUCAACAUCUGUAACUGCCCACUGCAAUUGGCAAAGCUGUGGAGAAUUACUUCUCCCCAGCACUUUUUUUUUUUUUGCUGUAGACUAUUCAAUGUUAUUUUCACAGCAUGUAUUUUGGCGUAAACAUUUUUUUAAUUUCAGAGAUUGCACAUUCAUGUUUUAUUGUACAAAAGGACUAAGUGAUGGCAUCCAUUUAUUAGGUAAACUCGGAUAUAAACAUUUUCUUAAUUUCAGAGAUUGCACAUUGAUGUUUUAUUGUACAAAAGGACUAAGUGAUGGCAUCCAUUUAUUAGGCAAUAUGCUGAUCUACUUUGGAGGGUUAGUGUGGGAACAACUGAAUGACUUAUCAGUUAGUAAAGUAGUUACACAUGUAGGUUUAAAGUUGUUUUAAUUUCUUUUUCAAAAUGUUCAGUAAAAAGAAAUUCCUAUUUUUGUUAAAUAACAAGAGGCAACAUUAUCACCCGAGAAAGAUAAAGAUUCAUUCAGUAUGCAUAUUUGUUUGAUGUGAAUUCCAAAUAUAAUAUUAAAAUCAUGAGUUAAAUAAAGAAAAAUGUUCAAUAAUACAUUAUUAGUAUUAUAACAUUUGGAGUCAUGUUGACUGACACACUGACUUGAUAUAUAGCAUACUUGUAAGAAUCUGUAAUUGUCUAUUACAUGCUUGAGCAGUACAAAUGUAACUGGUUCCGAUUUCUGAUCAUAGGAACCCAUUUUCCUUUGCAAAAACACAUUUAAUAAAGGCCAUUCCACAUUAGCGUAUGUUACAGUCACAAGAUAAUUUUUAAUCUCUGAAGUGGGAUCUAGCUCGACUGCUAGAAUCCUUGCCUGAGGUGCUUGAGUCAGAGGAUCGAAUCCCCUCCAUGGACCCAGUCUCAAAUUGGGGUUUUUCCUAUCCCAACCAGUGUCCCAUAACUGGUAUAUCGAAAGCUGUAGUGUGUGCUGUCCUGUCUGUGUGGGAGUGCAUAUAACUGAUUUUGCCCUGCUGAUGGAGAAAUGUAGCAGGUUUCCUCUAAAAUCUACAUGUCAGAAGUUACAAACAUUUGACAUUUAACAGUCGAUUAUUAAUCAGGCAACUUGCUUCUAGACUAAGUAAAUGUUUUAAAGUCUGCAUUGUGUAUCAUGUUUUUUCUUCCAUCUUUUUGAAGAUCUGUACAGUGGAUUAUUAAUUUUUAAAAUUAUAUUUUCAAUGACAUUGCAAGUAUAAACAAGAUAUUAAACUUGUGAAGGUGUGUAAUGUUUGGUUUAAUUAGUUUGUUGUAAAAGCAAUAAAAUACAUUUUAUGUUG